ACAUAUGCAAAAGGCUAUUAUCUCCUUCAGUCUGUUCAUUCGUGAUUCAUAAUCACCGGUCUAACCAGUUUUUAGGCAUAGAGGCAGCUCCGAGUCCUACUCCCUACAUACCAGACCAUCUAAAUCUACACGGGCUGUUCUCGGCAUUGACAGCAGACAAAAUCCUUCCCUGGAGAGCGCUGUGAAGAUGGGCAAACACCAUAAAGAAAAACUACUGUUGGUCUUCUGUUUGGUUUCAACCUUUGCCAUUUCCGUGGUCGUCUUUGAUAGAGAAGCGAGGUCUGCUGACCUACCCAGAUCCAGGCAGAGUAAAGGACUGUCUCACAUAGGAAAUACAUCACCGGACAAUACAGCUACAUUGAGCCCUGUUGAACAACAGCAGUCGGAACGAUUGAAACGCUUCCAUCAGUACUGCAAUAGUAACUCUCCAGGAAGCAAGAGAUUCUCCCCAGACAUUAACCUCGGUCGCUAUUCCGUCAGUGAGAAAUACAAAUUGAUCUACUGCUUUGUUCCGAAGACCGGAAGCACUACAACAGCACAUGUCAUGUACCAACUGGAAAAUGGACGAGGCACAAACAAAGUCCUGAACAGGACACCUGGAUUGUACCUGAAACGGUUGUCAGACUAUUCAAAUGAGGAGGCCAGUCUGCGCCUGCGCACUUACACCAAAUUCAUCACGGCUCGAGACCCGAUCCAAAGACUGGAGUCUGCAUGGAUUGAGAAGUUCUUAAAAGGCCCUCAGCGCGACGAGUACACGGAGAAAUAUCAGAGCAUGAUUGAGACUGUUCCCCAUCUCAAUCUGAAAAACAAGUCGCCUGGUGACAAAGUGGGAAACAGUUCACUGCAGCAGAUUCCGUUCCUAGCCUUUAUGAAAGCUGUGGCAAGGCAACAGAAGAGGUGGUACAACUCUCACUGGGAACCGGCCUACAUAAGGUGUUCACCUUGUCAGGUACGUCCUGGACUAUUUUG
This is a messenger RNA of Branchiostoma floridae (Florida lancelet), 969 nucleotides long. Its product is annotated as carbohydrate sulfotransferase 13-like. The record is from RefSeq and is a predicted model, not a curated record. Gene Ontology annotation, cellular component: membrane. Lineage: Eukaryota; Metazoa; Chordata; Leptocardii; Amphioxiformes; Branchiostomatidae. The transcript has 6 exons. Gene Ontology annotation, molecular function: sulfotransferase activity. Gene Ontology annotation, biological process: carbohydrate biosynthetic process. The annotation marks the transcript as partial.